AUGAUGUGUAAAAUGAAGAACAUAUUUUUAUUUUAUGUUGAAAUUUUAAUAUUACUUCUUUUUAUUUCCCCAUGGAACCCCACAAAAAAUGAUAAUUUUCAAAGUUUGUGGCAUAAAUUUGAAAAACCAUAUAAUAAUGUAUUAGAUGUUAGAUAUUGUAGAUUGUUAGAAGAACAUGUAGAAUAUUUUGGUGAGGUGAAAUCCAAUGUAAACGUUUUAGUUAGUCAAAAUUAUAUUAAUAAUAUGAUAGAUGAAGAAGAUGAUGAAAUGUAUGAUGUAUUGGAUGAUGAAUUUCUUGAUGUAAAUGAUGAAAGUUUAUUAGAUGAUGAAAGAAGGAAAACAUUUGUUGUAGAAGAUGAAGAACUAUUAAAUGAAGAAUUUUCAGAUGCUUUAGAUGAUAAUGAUUUUUAUACAGCUAAUUAUGUGAAGGAAGAAGUAAUUUUAAGUGAUAAAGAUCAAAAUCCUCUAACUGUGAAAAAAGUAAAUUUAAAUGAUAAAUGGUUAAAUUUAAUGGAAGAAAAAUUAAAAGAUAUAAAUUAUUAUAAAAGAAAAUAUGAAAAUAAAAGACAUAAUUAUAAUGAUAGUGUAAAAAGGUUAGAACAAAAAUAUCAUUUAACAUUUUUGUGGAUCUUGGGUUAUAUAUUUUAUUUUAUUCCAAGCCUUACUAAAUUAUUUCCUAUAUUAUAUCAUUUUUUUAUAUAUAAAAUUAGUCAAAUGAUGUCAAAUUCAUAA
Molecule: messenger RNA, 732 nt
Organism: Plasmodium gaboni
Lineage: Eukaryota; Apicomplexa; Aconoidasida; Haemosporida; Plasmodiidae
Product: putative exported protein
Exons: 2
Coding region: 1-732 (243 amino acids)
Source: RefSeq, a predicted model, not a curated record